AUGCUGCCUCAGACUCGGGCGCGCAUGCCCGCCGCUCUCCGGAGCUUGACCCGGUCCACCGCGACUGCUCGGACUCUGUCGACCACCAUUCCCCGUUUCCAGAAUGACAAGGCCCUCAACAAGGUCUCGCGCCACAUCACCCAGCCCAAGUCCCAGGGUGCUUCCCAGGCCAUGCUAUACGCCGUCGGUCUCAAGGAGGAGGACAUGAACAAGGCCCAGGUCGGAAUUUCGUCAGUGUGGUUCAACGGUAACCCUUGUAAUAUGCACUUGCUCGACCUGAACAACAAGGUUCGCCAGGGUGUGCAGGACCAGGACUUGAUUGGUUUCCAGUUCAACACCGUCGGUGUCAGUGAUGCUAUCAGUAUGGGUACCUCCGGUAUGCGUUACUCUCUGCAGAGUCGUGACCUGAUUGCCGAUUCCGUCGAGACCGUCAUGGGUGGACAGUGGUAUGAUGCCAACAUCAGUAUCCCCGGUUGUGACAAGAACAUGCCCGGUGUCCUGAUGGCCAUGGGCCGUGUCAACCGCCCCAGUCUGAUGGUCUACGGUGGUAGUAUCAAGCCCGGUUGCGCCGCUACCCAGAACAACGCCGAUAUCGAUAUCGUUUCCGCUUUCCAGGCCUACGGUCAAUUUAUCACCAAGGAGAUCACCGAGCCCCAGCGCUUCGACGUCAUCCGUCACGCCUGCCCUGGUGAAGGUGCCUGUGGUGGUAUGUACACUGCCAACACCAUGGCCUCCGCCAUUGAGACCAUGGGUAUGACUCUCCCCGGUUCUUCCUCCAACCCUGCCAACUCUCAGGCAAAGUACCUCGAGUGUCUCGCUGCCGGUGGUGCCAUCAAGAAGCUGCUCGCCGAGGACAUCCGCCCUCGCGACAUCCUGACCCGCCAGGCCUUCGAAAACGCCAUGGUUGUUGUCAAUAUCACCGGUGGAUCUACCAACGCUGUGCUGCACUUGAUUGCCAUUGCCGACUCCGUUGGCAUCAAGCUCACCAUCGACGACUUCCAGGCCGUGUCUGACCGCAUUCCCUUCCUGGCUGACCUCAAGCCCUCCGGCAAGUACGUCAUGGCUGACCUCCACGCCAUUGGUGGUACCCCUGCUCUCCUGAAGCUCCUCCUCAAGGAAGGUCUCAUUGAUGGUUCCGGUAUGACCGUUACUGGUGAGACCAUGGCCCAGAAUCUCGAGAAGCUGCCCGGCUUCCCCGAUGACCAGAAGAUCAUCCGUCCCUUCUCCAACCCCAUCAAGGAGACUGGUCACAUUCAGAUUCUCCGUGGAUCUCUCGCCCCUGGCGGUAGUGUCGGAAAGAUCACCGGUAAGGAGGGUAUGUCCUUCACCGGAAAGGCCCGUGUCUUCGACAGCGAGGACGACUUCAUCGCUGCUCUUGAGCGCGAGGAGAUCAAAAAGGAUGAGAAGACCGUUGUUGUCAUCCGCUACUGCGGCCCCAAGGGUGGCCCCGGUAUGCCCGAGAUGCUCAAGCCCUCAUCCGCCCUCAUGGGUGCCGGUCUCGGUAACUCCGCUGCCCUCAUUACCGACGGUCGCUUCUCUGGUGGCUCUCACGGUUUCCUCAUUGGACACAUUGUGCCCGAAGCCGCGGUCGGCGGUCCUAUCGGUCUUGUCAACGACGGUGACAUUAUCACCAUUGAUGCUAACAAGCGAAUCCUGGAUGUCGAGCUCUCCGAGACCGAGAUCGCUGAGCGCCGCAAGAAGUGGGAGGCCCGCAAGGCUGCUGGCGACCUCCCUGAGACUGGUCUCACCAUGCGCGGUACCCUUGGCAAAUAUGCUAGAACCGUUCGCGAUGCCAGCCAAGGCUGUAUCACCGAUGCUGUUGAUGUAGAGUAA
Messenger RNA from Penicillium antarcticum, 1833 nucleotides. It is a transcript of the gene ilv3, whose product is annotated as dihydroxy-acid dehydratase ILV3. Gene Ontology annotation, cellular component: mitochondrion. The coding region runs from base 1 to 1833 and encodes 610 amino acids. Lineage: Eukaryota; Fungi; Ascomycota; Eurotiomycetes; Eurotiales; Aspergillaceae. The transcript is spliced from 4 exons. Gene Ontology annotation, biological process: branched-chain amino acid biosynthetic process. The record is from RefSeq and is a predicted model, not a curated record. Gene Ontology annotation, molecular function: dihydroxy-acid dehydratase activity.